AUGAUCGACACUGCUAUCAGCAUCGCCUUUUGGGCGUCCAGCCUCCUCACCUUGGCUAUUCUUCUCUUGCCGUCGCAGUACAAUCCACAAAAAGCUCGCCAGAAUGGGUCCGACAAGAGUCAAGUCCGCGUGCAGAUUCUCGUCCUGGGGGACAUUGGUCGCAGUCCGCGAAUGCAGUACCAUGCCUUGAGCAUAGCUCGUCGCGGAGGCCACGUCGACAUUAUCGGCUAUAACGAGUCCGAUCCCCAUCCUGACCUUACAUCCAACGCGGCCAUAUCAAUUGUGCCGCUUCCUCCGCAUCCAGCGUUCCUCCAGACAAGCAACAAACUGUUAUUCCUCGUCUUCGCACCGCUCAAAGUCCUCUUCCAAAUUGCCUCUUUAUGGGCCUGUCUCGCGUACCGAACAAAACCAGCGAAAUGGAUGCUGAUCCAGAACCCGCCUUCCAUACCGACCCUCGCCGUCGCAUCUGUUGUCUGUUUUCUUCGCCAGACUCGGCUCGUCAUCGACUGGCACAAUUUUGGAUACUCGAUACUGGCGCUGAAACUGGGGGAUGGGCAUCCAGUAGUCCGGCUGUCGAAAUGGUACGAACGGGUAUUUUGCGGCAUGGCGACUGCGCACCUGUGUGUUACAAGGGCCAUGGCUCGCGUCUUGAAAGAGGACUUUGGGAUCAUGCAGGCCCCGAUUUUGCCUCUGCAUGACCGCCCGGCCAGCCACUUCAAGCCUAUACUGGAUAGUAAAGAAACAAUACAAUUCCUACAAUCACUACCGGAAGCCGCAGCAGUGAAAGCCGAACUGGAAACCGGAGAAGCUCGGGUACUGGUCAGCUCGACGUCUUGGACCGCAGACGAAGAUUUCUCAGUCCUGAUCGAUGCUCUGUGCCAAUAUUCAAAAAUCGCAUGCACCGAGAAUACAUCAUUACCUCGGGUGCUAGCAAUCAUCACCGGAAAAGGCCCACAGAAAGAAAUGUAUCUCAACGAAAUAUCCGCCCGCGAAGCCGCCGGCAAGCUCGAAAAGGUCACCAUUAAGACCGCAUGGCUCACGACGCUGGACUAUGCGAAACUCCUGGGCUGCGCGUCACUCGGCGUCAGCUUACAUACCAGCAGCAGCGGCGUAGACCUGCCCAUGAAAGUCGUGGAUAUGUUCGGUGCUGGUCUGCCCGUUGUGGGAUGGAGUCGCUUCGAGGCGUGGCCAGAACUCGUCACCGAGGGCGUUAACGGGCGAGGAUUCGGAAGCGCACAAGAGCUGUCCGAGCAUCUUACGGAUUUGUUUGGCAGCUCAGGUAAGCUUCAGACUCUAAGGGAAGGGGCUCAAAAGGAAAGCUUGCGUCGAUGGGAUCAAGAAUGGGAUCCUAUUGCAGGGAAACUCUUCGGACUGGUAGAUUAA
Molecule: messenger RNA, 1383 nt
Organism: Talaromyces rugulosus
Lineage: Eukaryota; Fungi; Ascomycota; Eurotiomycetes; Eurotiales; Trichocomaceae
Exons: 2
Coding region: 1-1383 (460 amino acids)
Cellular component (GO): endoplasmic reticulum
Molecular function (GO): mannosyltransferase activity
Source: RefSeq, a predicted model, not a curated record